UGUAUCUUCAUACCAUUACUGACAGCGUAUCUUGGGUAGGCUCUCAUGUCAUAUCCUAAAAUUCAUUAUGUUUCCCCCCAGAAGCCGAGAGCCACCGUAUUCCGUCAUAUGCUUCCUUCACGCAGAGUUGUGCAUACCCAGAUCUCCUCAAUACUUGCCCGCUGGUGGCGGCUGCAUUGGCAUUUGUGCGCCGGGCUGAUCCAUGACCACAUUAGCUAUCGGUCGCUUUUGCUGAUGUCUCGCCGCGCUUUCUCUCUCUUGCUGGACCAAGGCGCAGAAGGAGCAGCAGCACGAUGCCAAACAAUCAUUGCACCCGCUUCCCUUGAUGGCGUACCGCUCACGAACAUCUCCACGACGGCAUGUGUUAUAACGCCCAGCCAAAGAUGUGCCAUCCCAAACCAGCACCUAAAGAGUGCAGUACGCAAACCACUGCACAAUCUGCAUUGCAAGGGUUUCUCUCUAGUUGACUACGAUCCAUCUCGGGGUGUUGCACCCUAUACAUGGUUCUCCCCAUGAUGAAGCAUGGACAGCAGGUUCCCAUGAGGC
This is a messenger RNA of Cryphonectria parasitica EP155, 546 nucleotides long. RefSeq lists its product as uncharacterized. The record is from RefSeq and is a predicted model, not a curated record. NCBI's taxonomy places the organism in Eukaryota, Fungi, Ascomycota, Sordariomycetes, Diaporthales, Cryphonectriaceae. Bases 235 to 516 code for a protein of 93 amino acids. The transcript has 5 exons.